This is a messenger RNA of Leptosia nina, 1986 nucleotides long. NCBI's taxonomy places the organism in Eukaryota, Metazoa, Arthropoda, Insecta, Lepidoptera, Pieridae. The record is from the annotation of a GenBank genome assembly.
AUGUUUGGAGAAAGAAUAGAAGAAUAUGAAAUAUUAGAACAUCUUGGAAAAGGAGGAUUUGCACAUGUAUAUAGAGCAAGAUGCAGGAAAACAGGCCUAUUUGUAGCUAUCAAAAUGAUAGACAAAGCUUUAAUGGCCAGAGCUGGAAUGAUCGGAAGAGUGAGACAAGAGGUUACUAUACACUCUCGCUUAAAGCAUCCAGCAAUCUUAGAAUUAUACACAUUUUUUGAAGAUGCACACUAUGUAUACUUAGUUUUAGAAUUAGCACAUAAUGGUGAGUUAGCUAAGCACUUCAAAUUAGGUACUCGUGGCCUUUCAGAGCAAGCUGCUGCUGAUAUUUUUAGACAAGUUGUGAGUGGAGUCUUAUAUCUCCACACACAUAACAUAAUACAUAGAGACCUGUCUCUAAAUAAUUUAUUAUUGACUAAAGAUUUAACUGCGAAAAUUGCUGAUUUUGGUUUAGCCACUCAGUUAAAUGGGCCUGAUGAAAAGCAUGUGACAAUGUGUGGGACCCCAAAUUACAUAUCACCAGAAGUCGCAUCAAGGGAACUUCACGGUCUACCAGCAGAUGUAUGGGGACUAGGGUGUAUGCUUUAUACAUUAUUAGUUGGCAGUCCUCCUUUCCAUACGCAACAUGUUAAAACAACCCUAAACAAAGUUAUCAAAGCAGAUUAUACCAUUCCUCAUGAAUUAUCAUUUCAAGCCCAGGAUCUAUUGCAAAGACUAUUGUGUAAAGACCCAUCUAAAAGAAUAACACUAAAGUGUAUAAUGGAACAUCCUUUUCUUAAUAAUGUAUUUGAUGUUGCUGGAUCAUCAAAGCAAGAUUUAUCAAAGGACUCAGGGUUUCUAACAACUUUACAUAGCACUCAGCAUAGUAACAAUAAAUUUAGUUGUUCUAAAAGAAAUAAUUCUGAAAUUCCUACAAACAAUUUUAACUGCCAAUUGCCAGCUGAAAGCUUAAAGUAUGGUGAUAAAUUGGAAAACAAACAACAUCUUAAUCACAACAUAUUAGCUCAACACCAAGAUAAUUAUGGAUCCACUGGUAGUAGUUCAUUUAAAUUGUUUGGUUCAAACUAUAAUCCAAUAUGCUGUACUGAAAAUGUUCCUCAACUUACAACUCCUAACUCAAAUGUUGUGUGUCUGUCUGAAGAUAUUAAUAGACUAAUGAUAAAAGAAAACCCUGAAUUACUGGGAUUAACUGAAGAAAAUAAGGAGAAUUUUCCUAAACAAUGUGUAAGUAAUUCUAACACUAUAGGUGUUCCACCUCUUUGUGCCGACCGAUUGCCAUCUAUAUCCCACAGAACAAGAAAUGCUAUCCUCAAAAUAGAAUCAGCAGGUGUAAGUGUGGAAUUUAUUAAAAAGAAAGGAAAAGGUCGGGAAGAAAGAGUGGUUGAAAUUUGUAAUAUAUCUAAAGAUGGAAUGAAAAUCGUAAUAUCUAAUCCUGAUAAGGGAACAGAAAUAGUUGAUCACAAACCAAAGCAAGAUGAAAUAUUCUCCUAUCAUAAUUUGCCACAAAAACAUUGGAAAAAGUAUUUAUAUGCUGCCCGUUUUGUUGAUUUGGUUAAAGCUAAAACACCAAAAAUAACUCUUUAUUCUUCUUUAGCAAAGUGUCAGCUCAUGGAAAAUGGAACAGAUAUAGAAAUGUUCUUCUAUAAUGGUGAAAAAAUUACAUACACAUCAGCUGAGGGUUUAAAAAUUAUUGAUAAAAAUUUAAAAACACAUCACAAUUUUACAACUCCAGAAUUAAUAUACUUACAUGAUCAUUAUAAGGAAUGUUCUACAAGAAUGAAGAAAAUUGAAGGGGCAUUAUCAUGCAUUGCAGAUGAAUGUUACCCUCUAAUCAUUGGUAAAAGGCCUGUUCAAUAUUUAAACAGUAAUUUAGACACCGGCUUACAUAAUAACAUUAACAGAAAUACUCCUCUUUUAAAUUAUGGAUCAUUUCAUCGCGCUACACCUUGUUCUAGUCAUGCCCACAGUGAAAAAUAA